This is a messenger RNA of Plasmodium fragile, 1833 nucleotides long. RefSeq lists its product as uncharacterized. The transcript has a single exon. Lineage: Eukaryota; Apicomplexa; Aconoidasida; Haemosporida; Plasmodiidae. The record is from RefSeq and is a predicted model, not a curated record. Gene Ontology annotation, cellular component: cytoplasm. Gene Ontology annotation, biological process: proteolysis. Bases 1 to 1833 code for a protein of 610 amino acids. Gene Ontology annotation, molecular function: metalloaminopeptidase activity; manganese ion binding.
AUGCCUCUUUUAAGAUUAUCGCCACAAAUAAAAAACAUUUAUUUGAAUAUCCCCAAGAAGAAUUUCCAAACAGGCUUAGCACAAUUUGCAGAGAGCAAAAAAAAUCGAAUUUUGUAUUUGCAUACAUUUUGUAAUAAAAACACCAGUGGUGAUACAAGCCCCCCAUUUUUUAAGAGCCAAACUUUUAGAAGAAUUAGCAACACGAAGGAGAUUAGGAAAAUGGCGACCCAAGUGCCGCAAGUAGUGUCCCUGGACCCAACAACCAUCCCUAUAGAUGAUCACACCGCUGUAGAUGACUUGAUCAUUGAGGUAAAAGAUAUCAACAAGGAAGCAUGCCCCGCGGAUGAGGGCUUCAUCGUAUUUCUCCUCAACAGCGCUCCUAAGAGUAGCAGCAGCAAUGGUAAAGUCGAAAGUGCCGGACCCAUCAAAAUAAACUCUAGUGUAAAUGAUAAGGCGAUUAAUGAAUUCUUAAAAGAAGGAAAUAUGGAAAAUUUCACAGGAAAGGUAGGAACUAGUAAAAGCUUCUACAUCGCCAAUGAUAAGAAGAAGUAUGUUAGCCUUGCGUACGUUGGAUGUGGUCCUGCUAACGAAGAAACGGAAUUAGAAAUUAGGAAAAUCACCUACGCAAUAGCCACCAUGUUGCAUGAUAACAAAUACAAAAAGGUUUCUAUCGUAUUUGAAAUGAAAAUCGAAGAAAACUUAUUUAGGUUUUUCUUGGAGCAUUUAUUUUACGAAUACGUGACAGAUGAAAGGUUUAAAUCUGCUGACAAGAGUACCAACACAGAUUUUAUUAAAAAUUUAUCAUUGUACAUUCCUAAUGCUGAUCUUUAUAAAGGACAGAUUGACAAAGCUCGUGUGUAUUUUUAUGGUACCUACUACGCAGCUCAACUCAUAGCAGCUCCAUCGAACUAUUGUAACCCAGUCUCGCUUUCCAACGCAGCUGUGGAGUUAGCCAAGAAGGUCAACCUGGAGUGCAAAAUAUUAGACGUCAAAGAAAUCGAGGAUCUUAAAAUGGGUGCCUAUCUUUCAGUCGGAAAGGGAAGCAUGUACCCAAAUAAAUUUAUCCACUUGACGUAUAAAGGGGCUCAGAAAGGAGAUAAUAAAAAUGAGAAAAAGAAAAUUGCACUGAUAGGAAAAGGAAUAACUUUCGAUUCAGGAGGAUAUAAUUUGAAAGCUGCUCCAGGAUCCAUGAUAGACUUGAUGAAAUUUGACAUGAGUGGUUGUGCAGCUGUGUUAGGAUGUGCCUAUUGUAUUGGUACCAUCAGACCAGACAAUUUAGAGGUACACUUCCUAAGUGCAGUUUGUGAAAAUAUGGUUUCCAAAAAUUCCUAUCGCCCUGGUGAUAUUAUUACAGCUUCAAAUGGAAAAACUAUAGAAGUUGGUAACACCGAUGCAGAAGGAAGACUAACAUUAGCUGAUGCUUUAGUGUAUGCAGAAAAGUUGGGAGUGGAUUACAUAGUAGACAUUGCCACUUUGACGGGAGCCAUGCUGUACUCUCUAGGUACAAGUUAUGCUGGUGUUUUUGGAAACAACGAUCAAUUAAUAAAUAAAAUCUUGAAUUCUUCUAAGACGUCCAAUGAACCCGCAUGGUGGUUACCCAUCAUUAAUGAAUAUAGAUCCUCUCUAAAUUCAAAGUAUGCUGACCUCAAUAAUAUUUCCUCCAGUGUGAAAGCUUCCUCCGUUGUGGCUUCCUUAUUUCUGAAGGAGUUUAUCGAAAGUACUCCAUGGGCCCACAUUGAUAUUGCAGGAGUGUCUUGGAACUUCAAGGCCAGAAAACCCAAGGGUUUUGGUGUCCGACUCUUAACUGAGUUCGUCCUCAACAAUGCUGUGUAA